CCACCCAUGAGCACUGCAGGUCCACAGUAAAGAAUAUCUCUCACGGCUUCCAAUCUAUAAUACAUGGCCACCACCAUUUCCUAACUAGUACAAGUGUCUGAAAGAGGUGUUCUUCGUCUGGCCCGUGGGUGGUACAGUGGUGCAGUGUUGAAUACUGGCACGUACUACUGCGGCCAGAAGAAUCCACAAGUGCUCAAUAACGAAUCUUAUCCGCACCCGAGUAGGGCCAGCCAUAGUAGCAGCAUGCCGGAGAUUGUCCCCUGUAGCAGUGUAGAAGAGGAGAGCUCGAGCCCGAUUGCCGAGCCAGCAACGAUCAUCGGAGGAAGGAAGCAAUCCACCUCUUCGAAACCAUGCAGUACGAGCUCGAACGUAUCGUGGCCGGGGCCAGAACCUCAGAGUCAUAGUCAUACGCAUGCCAAUGUAGCGGCAUCUGAGGUCGACAACAGUGUGAAUGACCCUGUUUCUUUCAGCAGUCAAUCGUCAGAUAAGACUCAGUGCCACAAUCAACCUGCGCCGAUCAACUCGACGGACCGUUGGAACAAUCGUGGCCAGUCGCUGCGCAAGAAAUUAAGCCGCCAUUUAUCUCGUACACCGAGUAGUGAAGCAGAGCCUUAUCCUACGCUAGGUUCAGAACCUAACACAGUUGUCAACGACUCUGCUGGUGCAGGCGCAAAUCACUCGACGUAUGUAGUGGCAGACAGCAGUACCGUCCAGCCCAAGCGCCGCUUCCUCACUCGGAGCUUUUCAGCUCACGGACAUACCAGUAGCUUGUCCUCGCGCAAGAAACAAGGCCUCCAUUUAUCUCGCCCACAGAGCACUGAAGAAGAGCCCUGUCUGUCUCCAGGUCCAGAAACUAACGGAGAGAUUCCCCCAGGUCCCGGAGCAGGGCAUUCACAGUCUGCGGUGCGUACAGAAGACAGCAGUCCCGUCCAGCCCAAGUCCCAGAUCGUCGCUCGUCGCUCUUCAAGUCACGGACAUAGUUGGUCAUCACGCUCUCUAUCUCGGCCGUUCAGCUUCAAGUCCUCAUCGCCGCGCUCUUCUCAAAAGCGUUCGACUUCGAGGCAGUCGAGUGAGGAUCCAUCCGAUUCUGCCGGCACUGCCGUUCACAAACAGGCAAGUAGAACACGUUCUAGUCCUACACCUCAGACGGCCAGUGACAGCAGCGUCAUGAUCGCGAAAGGCCCACGUGGAACAGUAGACGUCAUGCCACCAGAGCUGCUUGGACGACUCGAAGGCCACAAAUCAGGACUGCUACAGUCCAGUCCCAUCAAAUCGCGGACAAUAGGCAGCGGCGGAGUGGACCAGUUCCACACUUUGCAGAAAAUCAAGAAAGGCAAGUCGGAUGAAGAUCUGAGCAGUAGCCACAAGAAAGCCAUGUCCGGCAGCGGCAGCAAUGGGUGUCCUGAUUCAAACGCCACAAACAAUGUUUCCAGUCCCAGUCCGGCAACGAAGGCUAGGUUCCGUCGCCGUGCGUCCACCAACAUGGCGAAAAAGUCUGCGAUCAGCUUGGAAAUUUCUAAUCCCAUGCCAGGUACAUUUCGUAAAGUUGCCGGAGUACGUGAAGACAGAACUGACGGAGCCGGUGGCGCUGGCAGUGGCGAGCGGUCGCAAACUGUGGAGAUCGACCUUGGCAAGGAUAAAAGUCAGGUAGGAUUUGAAUACGACUUGCGUAAAUGGCCAACGUUGGACGUGCAAGAAGUGCGAGUGAUGGGAAUCACACCUGGUGGCGUUGUCGAAACUCAACACCUGCUGGAGAUCGGUGACACUAUCAGCAAAGUAAACGGUGUUAGUAUUUCUAAAAUCGGCAAUAGGGACGAGCUGCAGUUUCUGAUGAGCUCGGAGAGCACUCUAAUACUGACUGUGUCACGACGGUCACCUAGUGACACGGAGCGACAGUCCGCAGUUGGCAAUCCUCCGCGUCCUGCUACAGCAGAUGGGUUCUUCACUACACCUGAACCACCAGGAGGAGCAAGGAGUGGACAGUCGCAGCUAUCUGGUGCUAGCCCCGACCCACUGCAGAUGAAUACAGUAGCACAAUUUGUUCCUUGCGACAUCAAUCCAGAGGACAUGGAGUGCGAAUACGACGCUAUCGAGCUGUAUCCAGAAAAGAAAGAUCCGAAAAAAGCGGCACAGGCCACGGAAAGCACAGCAAGUCCAGUGACUGAUGACGACGCUUGGAUGCAAGAAAGUGGUCGCCGUGAGAGUCUGAGCUUGGUGGAGUGCAUGGAGAAUGUUGUAGAUGUCCUGCUGAGCAAGGAUUUGACUGGUCAGGAGCGACGGCAGCGUUUAACCGAGCACCUCGGCAUGGAUGUCAAUCUGCCGUCGCUCGAGGAAGAACCCAAAGGCAUGGAGGAACCAACAGUUCGCACGCAGGCCAAUGUGCCGCAACACUACAAUGCAACUACAGAAAGCAUCGCUAGUAGCCGCUCAGCUGACUGCGACAAUGGCCACGUUGAAGAAAUAACAGGAGCAAGAGCUGGCAGUGAUGAGAGCUCGGCAAGUGUUCCACCGCUCAUGUACACUUCUGACAAUAAUGAGGCGAGAGGUGAUGACGGCGAUGAUGGGGAAGAUGAACAUGUGAAUAGAGGUGACCGUGUUGGCAACGCAGGCAGUGACUCUAGUGAUGACCGCGAUGACGACGACGCAGCAGCAGACACGGGUGGCAAGCCAGCGAUGGGGAACUUAGAUGUUGUGUCGUCCGAUUCAGUGCGGCCCCGUCUCAAUAGUCUUCGUUCCCUAUCCGGCGUGCUCCAUGUCACUAUGCACGGUGGAAGUGACUUCAUCCCGUCCUCCUCAUUACGCUGUGUUGCUAGCACAGAUACACACUUGAAGCAGGACACACGUCGCGCCACAGUGUCUUCCGACGGCAGCAUCGACUGGGAGGAGAGUUUUGAGCUGGAGAUCGACGAUACGCGCUCAUUGGUCGUUUCCUGCUUUGCUUCGACCGGUACGAGCAGAGAUUCACUAACCGGGCGUGCUACAGUCCAUUUGGAGGCCCUGUUCCGUGUCGCUGGUGAGCGCAAUUUGCAACUCGACCUGGCACCGAAAGGCUCCGUUCGACUGGAUCUGGAGUUCAGUGAGCGCUCACGACUCCUGAAGCGCUUCCCGUCAGACGACCAGUACUUUGGUGUGUUUGGCAUUGACCUUCAGGAACUGGUGUCCCGCGAGCGCCGUGCUAUUCCUAUCAUUGCUGAGAAAUGCAUGGAAGAGAUCAAUGCACGUGGAUUGUCCCAGAUCAGUCUCUACCGAGUAGCAGGUUCAUUCAAGGAGAAAGAGGCACUGCGUAACGGCUUCGAAACCGACAGCAGCAUCGUCCAGCUAUCGGAGGACGACGUUCCGGAUGUCACCAUUAUUGCCGCUCUACUGAAGGAUUACUUGCGAGAACUGCCGGAGCCACUACUGACCAACAUGUUUUGUGUUGAUUUAGUGCGAGCCGCUCGUCGCACUGCCAGCGAUGGCGUGCGCCAGCAGCGCAUAUUUGAUAUCCUGCAAGCACUGCCGGCUGCAAACCUCGACCUUGCACGCAUGCUGUUCCGGCACUUCCACAGGCUGCUCCAGCAGUCGGCGAGCAACAAGUUGGGAGUGCACAGCCUGUCUGUAUGCCUGGGCCCCAUCCUCCUGUGUCCGUCGCCCCAUGCCAGAGGUACGGCCCAAGAGAGUGUGGACUUUGACGGCAUGUCCGGUGUCAUGGAAGCCAUGCUGGACUUUGGAUGGCCGGACACUGCCUACACCAAUGAGGAGACCAUGUUCUAGAUUCCCUUGGAGUAUUGCUCAUGCUGUUGGUGCCGACUGCGUUUAUACCGCAAGUACAUGACAUGACGUGAGUACUCCUUGUACUUUAAUUAUAGUGACUGAGUGCAAUAGGACGAACGUACAUUGUAUUCGCUCCUUGAUUGCUUGUUUGCUCUUGUAGUACAUGUAUGUCUUUUGCACGGUCACGCACACUACUUGUGCUUAGGCAUAAUUCACCAGGUAGGAUGAUGACCUAGGCUGCAUAAAUUCUAGAGUUGAUUGAGAUGCGCAAACUAUGUGUACUUUUGCUCUCUUUAUUUCUUUUUUAUAAACUUGUUUUCCUGUGCCGGAAUUUUUAAACUUUUUAUUUUCAAUUUCAGCUCCAAUGCCAAUGGGCAUGCUGCUUGAGUGCACAAGGUAGCAUGUUUCAGUAUUCUGUGAUAUUUUUUAUCUCCCAUCCGUGUUCGGCUUAACAGGCGUACCUCAUGUGCACCGCUCGCUUUACUUCCCUUGCCUGGCACUAGUAAUUCGUUUUUAAAAGAAGUGUCUGCGUUAUUCUAGGGUCUCCAUUACCGCAUUGUACCACUUGUUUGGACCAAGCUUGUCGCUCGAAUUGAUGUUUCUGCUUGUAAUCAACUUAGUUUUGUUCUUGCUGCGAUAAUGAGGCAGCACACACACCAUCACCACUGUCUGCUCAGUUUCUGUAUAUGAGUAGAGACUAGACUAGAGAUAGGGGCAUACUGCAGUAUCAGUCUAUUUUAGAAUUUCUUUUAUUGUGGCUUUCACUCCACUGCCUUUCAUCAUGGCAAGAAGCAAUUUUUUUCUGCUAAUA
This is a messenger RNA of Sycon ciliatum, 4564 nucleotides long. RefSeq lists its product as uncharacterized. The transcript has a single exon. Gene Ontology annotation, molecular function: protein binding; GTPase activator activity. The coding region runs from base 244 to 3753 and encodes 1169 amino acids. The record is from RefSeq and is a predicted model, not a curated record. Lineage: Eukaryota; Metazoa; Porifera; Calcarea; Leucosolenida; Sycettidae. Gene Ontology annotation, biological process: signal transduction; regulation of Ras protein signal transduction; cell migration. Gene Ontology annotation, cellular component: synaptic membrane.